AAUCACGGGGACUAUGCUAAAUUGCUCGUCUUUCGAUUCUGAAAUAAAAAAGUUAUUAUUUUUUUCAUCUCUCGCGAAAGAAAUUUGUUUCCUUUUUUUAAUAUUAUUAUUACGAGAAGAAAUUUGUUUCCUUGAUACGCAGGGAAUGCAGCCAGUGAUCCUUUGGCUUUUGGGGUCUCCUCAAUAUUAGACCGGCAUACCCCAUGUGAGCAAUGGAGGGAGGCAUAUAAAGAGCCUCUCCCUCUCCCACAAUCGCUUUGAUCAACUUUUCAGAGAAAGAGAGAGAUUUAGUUCGUAGAGAGAGAAAGGGGUGUACAAAGCAGCUAGAGUCAAUCAGUGACCAUGUCUCUGGGCUAUGCAGAGAAACUUUCGUACAUAGAAGAUGUGGGGAAUGUAGGAAUGGCGGAACAUUUCGACUCGCCUUACAUUUUGCAAGAAAAAGUGGGGCUUUUUUGUUUUUCAUUCACAUUCUUGCUCCGUUGUUUGUUUGUUUGUUUUUUCAAUUUGAUUGUCAUUGUUCUUUCGGUUUGAUAACUUUGAUGAUCUUAAGGCACCCUGAUACCCAUGAACGUAACAUAGUUUUCUGUACUUAAACCUGGAGAAAGUAUGGUUAGUUUUCUGCUUCUGCAACUAUGUUCUAUUCAAACAUUUUUUAUGAGAUCUCAUUUAUUGGUUUUGGCAUUCAUGUUCUGGCUAAGUAGCAAUUGUAAUAUAAUUAUGCGUGGCAUUCUUGAUCAACUACCUGCUUGGGGACUUUGGAAGCUUCGAAAUACAUGCCUAGGGCUAGGGUUGUGGAGAUGCAGUUCAUAAUUAUUUAUAUUGCAUUCUGCAGAUAGUCGAGGUACAUCAUAAAUUCAUGUUCUUUAAAGUUGAGAGAGGGAAGGUGGCGGUUUGGGAUCAUCGAGGAUAUUAUAGAAAAUACCCAUCUUUUAUUUUUAUUGAUGGAGUAGAAAAAAUGCGAUGAAUUAUGGAUUUAAAUUAGGGUGUAAUUGGUUUUUAUGUGGUUUAAGAAGAAAAAAAUUGCACUUUGUUGACGACUCCAAAUAUAGCGUUAAGCUUAAGAUUUUAUUCCCCCCUUCUGGUCAUCUUCUUGGCAUCCAAAAAAUAAAACAACAAAAACAAGAAACCAGGCAACUCUUAGAGUGUGAGAAUAUGUUUGUUCAUUUCAUCACGCAGCAGUUGGAGGAACUGUGUUGACUUAUAUUCAUUCUAGUAGGAGAGUCCUUAUUCGUUUUGCCAAUUAUAAUUCCUACCCAGAGGAAGGUAUUAUGCAUUCGAGCUAACAAUUUCAUUUGAUCUCAUGUGCUUGUGCUCCUCUCAAAGUUUUCUUCCCGUGUUUUGUGUAAUGGAAUUUUUAAGUUUUUUCUUUCUAACGAUGCUGACCUCAACCUAUUUCAUUGUUUUGUUUUUUGUCUUGGCAGAUUGAACGACUGGCCAUGAUGAUACAAAAGAGUAAGCAUCUAGUGGUGUUUACAGGUGCAGGAAUAUCAACUUCUUGUGGUAUACCUGAUUUCCGAGGCCCCAAAGGAAUAUGGACACUUCAGUACAGCGUGAAGGUCAAGCCUUGCCUGAAGCAUCACUGCCGUUUCACCGUGCAAUGCCUAGCCUGACUCAUAUGGCAUUGGUUGAACUAGAGAAGGCUGGUAUUUUGAAGUUUCUUAUUAGUCAGAAUGUUGAUGGCCUCCAUCUUCGGUCUGGGAUUCCAAGGGAGAAACUUGCUGAAUUGCAUGGAAAUUGCUUUAUGGAAGCUUGCCCUUCCUGUGGAGUUGAGUACUUGCGGGACUUUGAGGUGGAAACUAUUGGUUUGAAGGAGACAUCAAGACGUUGUUCUGAUGUAAAAUGUGGAGCAAAACUUAAGGAUACGGUUCUUGACUGGGAGGAUGCCUUACCCUCGAAGGAGAUGGAUCCUGCUGAGAAGCACUGCGGGAUGGCUGAUGUUGUAUUAUGUUUGGGGACAAGUUUGCAAAUAACUCCAGCAUGUAACCUUCCUCUUAAAUCACUCCGUGGUGGGGGAAAGAUUGUCAUUGUGAAUCUUCAGAAAACUCCAAAGGACAAGAAAGCAAGUUUGGUGAUCCACGGGCGUGUAGAUAAGGUUAUUGCAGGUGUCAUGGACUCACUUAACCUGCAGAUUCCACCAUUUGUCAGGAUUGAUCUUUUCCAUGUCAUUCUAACUCAAGCCUUGAGUAUAGAUAAAAAAUAUGUGAACUGGACCCUCCAUGUAGCAAGUGUACACGGACACAGAGCUCCACUGCCAUUCAUCAAAUCUGUUGAGGUUUCCUUUUUGGACAAGCAUGAUUAUAAAGCAGCUAUUUUACAUAUGCAACCAUUUCGGUUAAAAAGGAGAACCAUGCGGACAAGAUCAUUUGAAUUGCUUUUGAAACUCAACUUCAGUAAUGGUUGUGGCUGUCAGUCCACUGAAAUUAAUAUCCCUGUUGACUUUAAGGUUUCAACUGAUUGUUUUAACCGUGAGAAAGAUGCCAUACUUAAGAAACUUAGAGACACAGCAAUUCGUGAUUUAUGCUGUGGACUGAAUGCAGUUAUUGAGAGGAAGGCCACCUUGACUCUGAAAAGUGAGGUUACUGUCUGUGCCAUCGUGACAAACAUUGUUCAACACAAUAAAACCUCCAAAGGUUCAGCAGAUUCUGUUGGUAACAGCGAUGUUAAAAGGCAAAAAGAAAUUGUAAACGGCACUGGAACAUCUAGGAAGCGGUCACAAGGUCGUAAGCGCAAAUUUAGAUUUUAGCAAAUGAAGGGCCAUGGUUUGGGUUUUAACUUUUGUAUAUAUGAGGUUGAUUAAGAGAGUAGCAAAAGUAAAUUAGGUAGGGACCGAGUGAAUUUUGUUAGAUGUUACACUCGGUCUCCCCGGCUAUGGGCGGGGGAAGCAGUGAUGGUUAGUGGGGGUUGGAAUGAUUUAUUUUGGCAAGCUGGAUCAUCUCGAGAUCAUUAAGCCAGCA
Molecule: messenger RNA, 2954 nt
Organism: Carya illinoinensis
Lineage: Eukaryota; Viridiplantae; Streptophyta; Magnoliopsida; Fagales; Juglandaceae
Product: NAD-dependent protein deacetylase SRT1-like
Exons: 13
Coding region: 1532-2743 (403 amino acids)
Molecular function (GO): NAD+ binding
Source: RefSeq, a predicted model, not a curated record